Molecule: messenger RNA, 658 nt
Organism: Solanum verrucosum
Lineage: Eukaryota; Viridiplantae; Streptophyta; Magnoliopsida; Solanales; Solanaceae
Product: calmodulin
Exons: 3
Coding region: 92-541 (149 amino acids)
Molecular function (GO): enzyme regulator activity; calcium ion binding
Source: RefSeq, a predicted model, not a curated record
AUUCCAUAUUUCCAAGUUGACACUCACUUCUUCAUUUUUUAUUUUUCUUCUUCUCAUCUUUUGUCCCAUUUUUCUCUCAUUUUCAACUUCCAUGGCGGAUCAGCUUACAGAUGAUCAGAUCUCUGAGUUCAAGGAAGCCUUCAGCCUUUUCGACAAAGAUGGAGAUGGUUGCAUCACCACUAAGGAACUUGGAACCGUGAUGCGUUCGUUGGGCCAAAAUCCAACUGAGGCUGAGCUUCAAGACAUGAUCAAUGAAGUUGAUGCUGAUGGAAAUGGAACCAUUGACUUCCCCGAGUUCCUUAACUUGAUGGCUCGGAAGAUGAAAGACACUGAUUCUGAGGAGGAGCUCAAGGAAGCUUUCAGAGUGUUUGACAAGGAUCAGAAUGGAUUCAUUUCUGCAGCUGAGCUACGCCAUGUCAUGACAAACCUAGGCGAGAAGCUUACAGAUGAAGAGGUUGACGAGAUGAUUCGUGAAGCUGACGUGGAUGGUGAUGGACAGAUCAACUAUGACGAGUUCGUCAAGGUCAUGAUGGCCAAGUGAGAACUGAUCAACUCAACUUACCUAAAUUCGGUUAUUUUGAACCUUGUGACAAUUGAGGAUUUUAUGUUUUUUAUUUUGCGCGACUAAUUUUGUUGAUAUUUCAGAUUCUUGUGUAUU